Molecule: messenger RNA, 468 nt
Organism: Moneuplotes crassus
Lineage: Eukaryota; Ciliophora; Spirotrichea; Euplotida; Euplotidae
Source: the annotation of a GenBank genome assembly
ACAUAUUUAUAUUAUUUAUUAAAUAACUCACAAAAAAUGGCUAUCACUAGAUAUGUUGAACCAGGAAGAGUUGCAUUGGUAAACUAUGGAAAGAACGUACACAAAUUAGGAGUCAUCGUAGACAUUCUUGACGAAAACAGAGUGCUUUUGGACGGCCCAACCACCGGAGUUGCCAGAGAAGUCUACCCACUUAAGAGAUUAUACUUAACUGGCUUGAAAGUUUCCAUUUUGAGAGGUGCCAGAACCAAGACUUUGAGAAAAGCUCUUGAAAACAACGAUAUCUGCGAGAAAUGGGAAAAAACCUCAAAGGCUAAGAAGCAAGCCAUCAAGAUGAAGAGAGCUUCCUUGAAUGAUUAUGACAGAUUCGUAGUAAGCAACUUGAAGAGAAGAAGAGCAUUUGAAUUGAGAAGAAAAGCCAAGUAAAUAACUUAUGAUCGACCCUAAGACAUCUAAAAUAUUGACAAAGGC